This is a messenger RNA of Diaporthe batatas, 1083 nucleotides long. RefSeq lists its product as uncharacterized. The record is from RefSeq and is a predicted model, not a curated record. The transcript is spliced from 4 exons. The coding region runs from base 1 to 1083 and encodes 360 amino acids. NCBI's taxonomy places the organism in Eukaryota, Fungi, Ascomycota, Sordariomycetes, Diaporthales, Diaporthaceae.
AUGUCUGACGGCGUGAACAUUACCGGCCUUCCUCUAUGGGAGCACAUGAACUUUUCCAAGAGCUGUGAUGCCUGGGGUGAAUGUGUCCCAGAUGGGUGGCAGAAGCCAGAUGAUUGGACAGAGGGCAUGUACCACGGAUACGUGCUGGAUUGGUAUGGAUUCAAUUACAACUCCUAUCCCAACGGGACUCUCAACUUUACCGAUAAGUUCCUUUAUAACUUGAUAUUGGACCCAAGCGAAGUUUGCAAAACACAGCAGGUUUUCACAUCCUACUUUGUGGAGGCCAUCAUAAUCACCAUCCUCUUGCUCACCUACUCGUUUUGGCGCUUCCGGCUGCCGUACCCUUCGUGCAAGAACCCCGAGCCGAAUGGGAGACCUUCAGGAGUGCUGCACCGCUUUGUCGUCGGCCUACAAGAGUCGCUUCAGAAUUUUCUCGACGCUUCAGAGUUUUUCAGCAUCGCCAUGCUCGUCGCCGCCCUAUAUUUGUCUAGCACCGGGUUGAGGGAACGAAAAGAACCUGGUUCUAACAACCAGGUUCCACAAAAGACUGCUCUAUACGACAUGCUGCUCUCUAUGCUCGCAUCGACGUUCUCUGUAUUUCCGGUCAUUAUUGCUUACAGUAUCAAGCGGCGACAUCCCCCGGAUUCCGAGAAAUACAAUCUCCGCCCGGCUUUGCUUAGCAUGGCAAUCUUGUCGCUCAUAUGGAUCUUAUCCGUGGUAGAAGCCUUCAUAUCCCUAUACGGUAACCUUGACUACGACUAUGGUGAGGCUGAUGCCGUUUAUGCAAAGGAAUACAACUGCGACUGGAGAGCCUCAAUUAACUACUGGGUCGGUAUGAGGGCCGCGCAAGCUCUCCUCCUCUUUUGUCCCCUCUUCUUUGUUAUUAUGACGGGAUUCUUGAUCACCGGCUUUGGAAUAUCCGGGGUCGUGCAUAAGCCACUAGUCGCACGCUGCCGACGUCUGUGGCGACUUGUUAUUGCUUGGGUCAAUCUCCUGGCCAUGUGGGGUGUCCUGGGAUUUUUCACGUGGGUAAGACACAAGAUUGAUCUUACAGUUGGACAUCUUAACGAAUCGAAUGAGUGA